This is a messenger RNA of Oncorhynchus kisutch (coho salmon), 1408 nucleotides long. Its product is annotated as intraflagellar transport protein 20 homolog. Gene Ontology annotation, cellular component: ciliary basal body; neuron projection; non-motile cilium. The record is from RefSeq and is a predicted model, not a curated record. NCBI's taxonomy places the organism in Eukaryota, Metazoa, Chordata, Actinopteri, Salmoniformes, Salmonidae. The transcript has 5 exons. Bases 150 to 548 code for a protein of 132 amino acids. Gene Ontology annotation, biological process: cilium assembly; protein localization to cilium.
CAUCCACCUCCCUCCCGGAAGGUACAUCCCAUGGCCAAACACAACUGUUUCCCCCUCUGAGACGGUCCCCUGUGGAUUAUGCCACAUAGAUCACAACAUUGAUAUCAAAUUGAAAUACAUUUAAGCUCUUGGAGACAGGCCUUGUGGCCAUGGCGAAAGACUCGUUGGGUGAAGCUGGUCUUCAUUUUGAUGAGCUCAACAAGCUACGGGUGCUGGAACCAGAGGUGGACCAGAAGACCAGGGAGCUCAAGGAGGAAUGUGACGACUUUGUUGACAAAAUCGGCCAGUUUCAGAAGAUAGUGGGUGGUCUCAUUGAGCUGGUGGAUGAAUUGGCAAAAGAGGCAGAGACAGAAAAGAUGAAGGCUAUUGGAGCCAGGAACCUGUUGAAGUCUGUGGCCAAGCAGAGGGAAGCCCAGCAACAGCAGCUCCAGGCCCUGAUAGCAGAGAAGAAGAUGCAGCUGGAGAGGUAUCGCAUUGAGUACGAAGCUCUCUCCAAAGUGGAGGCUGAGCAGAAUGAGUUUAUCGAACAGUUCAUUCUGCAGAAAUAAGGCCCGAAGUGUGUGUGUGUUAGUGACCAUGUUUCCAGGGUGCCUGGAUUGUUUUUCUAUGGGUGAUAACCACUACACUGUGGGUUAAUGGGAAUCGCUCAUCUGAACACAAUAACCUCUCUUACACUUCACAAGCAAUCCAAAACUGUUCCAACUAAAACACAGGUUUGGCCCAGACACCAACAGACAGACUACAUGCAAAGUUAGAAGAAACUGUAUAACCCCAUCAAAUGUCCCUCACUAGCAGGUGUCUGUGACAAUCUCCCUAUUUUUACCAUUUAUGUGUUGGAAUGCUUGAAUAUAAUUCAAAAUCUGAGGCUCUAUAGAUGUCACAACUUUCACAACACUACAGUAUGUAAGUUAACCAAAUGGGGAAGAAAGGUAUUUAUAUAUGAAGGAAUUUAUUUAUACUAUUUAAUACUGAAUAAUUACUCUGUAUAGAUUAGUUUUAUUACCUUUUUCUACAAGUGGAAAAACAAAGUAACAGUAUGUGCAUGUUACUGUAAAUGUCAUGAUUUUGAAAACAAUUAUAUUUUUUGCUGUGUUGCCCCCCCUCCCCAUUUGUAUCUUAAUUCUGUUUUACAUCUAAGGUACGAAUAUCUUCACGGUUUUAUCAUUUCACCUUUGUCUGUGGUACUACACCAACACAUUUACCCUCAGGUGGCUUAUUGGAGUUUCAGGCCAGUGUAUACAAAACAAUUUUUUUUAAAGUACAUUUCAAAUGUACAUGAUUUUAUGUUUACAGUAAAUAUCAUCCUCUGCAUUCAUGGCAAAAAUUUGUAAACCAACUUAGUGGACCAACUUCAUCAAAAGAUGAGAUAUACUUGAAAUCAAAAAAGGAUUUGCACAUUUUGAUUCUC